Pseudovirgaria hyperparasitica is the source of this 4476-nucleotide messenger RNA. RefSeq lists its product as uncharacterized. Lineage: Eukaryota; Fungi; Ascomycota; Dothideomycetes; Acrospermales; Acrospermaceae. The transcript has 2 exons. Gene Ontology annotation, molecular function: protein binding; ubiquitin protein ligase activity. Gene Ontology annotation, biological process: protein polyubiquitination; ubiquitin-dependent protein catabolic process. The record is from RefSeq and is a predicted model, not a curated record. The coding region runs from base 384 to 4055 and encodes 1223 amino acids.
CCCAUUACUCACCCUGUUGCUUGCCUAUCACUCUCGCACGUACAUCCUACGGCUCACCUUCCUGUCUUUCAAUUGUUCAAUUUCUUACCGCAUCUGAGUAGCAGCGAUCUUUUCUCUCUUGUAUAGUAUUUCACUCUAGAACUUUCCUUAGACCCUUAGCGGGGCUAUACCAUAACUCCGCUCUCACUUGAAUCCCCUCAUACGCAAACACUGCCAGCGGUCUCGAUACCCAGUCCCGUCCUAAGACUACCUCCGACCCAAGUUUGGACCUACAUCAUCUGUGCAAGAGCUAGACCUAGCUAUCUCCAAGAAACUUGACCCAUUAGAAGUCGAAGCGUUGCCCCCGCCGAACAUACUGAGGCCUGAAGGCCUUCUGUGAGAGGAUGCACAAAACUUUCACAGGGUCUUCCCGCCGACAAAGGCAGGUAAAUCUGUCGGGCCGGUCACCAAAUGCGAAUCCCUUUGGCUCCCGCGUAGGUCCACAAGCAACGGCAGCGAAGUUGCAAGAAGAGCGCGCGGAGAGGCAGUACCAACAAGCUCUGGAAAGCGGCACGAGAAGAGCACAACGGAUAUGGCGUGGCCACAUGUCUAGAUCUGAAGCUGCACAGCAGAUGCGACAAGAGUUUAUGGAUCAAGAACUAGGCACUCAAAAGAAGAUCACGAAGACAGUACUCGCAUAUGAAAGCCAAGAUGAGGCUCUACUACAACUGAGGAGGCUGUUGUUCUUCUUUGAGCCUUCCAGUCAUGCUGAUCAGGCCUUGAUAAUAUCCUUCUGCCACCGCUUUGAUGUCACCGUCAGGUACCACAUGUUGGACACCCCAACACGAUACACCCAUGCUCUUCUGCGGCUCCAAAACAAGAUUCUCGCUGCCAUAAAUCAUAGAUGUACCCAAACCCAAUCUGUGCAACCCGAAGCAAUACCACAAGACAGUCAUACAGUCGCUGAGCUUCUUGGCGCCCUCUCAGAAGUAUCAAACCAGAUUCCUGGGGCGUCUGCAAAUAACGGGGCCAGUUACUUCGAAUCGAUUUCGCUUGUGAUCGAUCACUUGAAAGCAUCUGUUUGUCUCCCCACAUCUGGCAAUAGUAGGCAGGAAGAGCUAGCCAACAAAAUUUUGGAUGCCGUGAAACUUCCUCUACGCUUGAACUCAGGUGCCAAGCUCUCCGAAGCAUACAAAUGGCUUUCAAACAGACUAUUUAUACAUCGUGGGCUUACAGACAGCUUAGACGCAUCUAAAAUCAGGGUAAUAUCAGAUUCUAAGACAACAUCAACAUUUUCUGGCUGGUUCAGCACAUUCGAAGACUUCGUGGCCCGACUCGCAGACUCUCUCGACUACGGGCAGCUUGUCGUAGCCAUAAGAAGUGGUCAAAGGGCCGAUGCAACGAGCGCAAGUACUGUUGGGCCCUCGGAGAUUGAUAGCAUCAAGGAUGCAAACUACAGAUUGCUAGGAAUGUUCAUCUAUGUGAAAAGCCGAUCACGAAGAGCUUCGGAAGGCACAGGCAAUGACGACCUCGGAGACUACUCAACUGAUAGUAACUUUAUAGACGUGGUAACACGCCUUCUUCCAUCCAUCCCAGAUCUCUCCCUCAUGGUAGACCCACGAUCGUCGAAAUACGCACAGAAUACACAGUUCUUAUUCGAUCAAGUUCAUAAACUGGUGGACGAGACCAGUCUGCGGAACCUGACUUCGAAUGCUCAGGAGACUGUCAAGUUUCAGCGGCCGUCGGUCGCGAGAGCCACAUUGUAUGCAAACUUUGCUUUGACUCUGGUCAGAAACUUCCCCUCAGAAGCCGAUCAGAUGCGGAUGUGGCUGUUUCUUGGUCCCUCUCAGACAUCACACGGGUCAAGCGCAGGACAAUCCGCUAUACAAUUUUUCUGGAAUGCCGCUAAACAUACCGAGACCUUUGCGCAGGUCCGGAAUGACAGACAGUCGAUCAAAUACAUUGUACUUGAUGCCAAGUUUUUUGGCGAGUUUCACCAGAUUCCGCCCACUGCUGAGAGUGAUUGGCGGGUGAUUUUGAUGUUUCUGGAGCUCUACACGUUCGUGUUGAAGGUGAUGAAUGACGAUGAAUUCUUUUCUACUGCAGAUUCGAAUACCGGUGAAGAUGUACUUGGUCUGUCUCAUACACGGGCCAGUGCUCUGCCUUUGGUCGAUGUGCAAGAUCUCGUGACAUUUUUGAAGAACCUCGGACUGUCGCUCUAUCUAGACGCCACGAGGCUAGACUCGAAUUCUGGUCGUCCAUCCGGGCCUAGGUCAAUUGCGGAUCUGUUCAAGAUGCCACAAGAUAUUUCUGCUGCUGAUGAAUCGUCGCUGAUAGGUCCAAGUGGUCCGACUGGGGCAAGCUUAACAUACAUGACUACCCUCGUUACGGGCUUGCUACGCAUGAUAUACGAGCGCGACUCGCGGAGAGCGUUUCUCCCCAAGGAUCACUGGUUGAUGAACGAUCGAUUUAACGGGAUAUUCACUACGGAUGAAUUGUUCAAAUCGCUCAUCCAAAUGGAAGUGGAAAAUGCGACCAAGGAUGAAGCCAAUGGAGGCGACACAGAAAUGGAAGAUCGUCCCGCAUCUCCAUCUCAGGAAAGCGGGAGUCCCAAUCGUAUCAUUGGAACCGGGCGGGCUCAACGCCUCGCGCAGCAGGACUCGCUUCGGAGACAGCAGAAUCGUGCGUUCAGCGAACGGCAGCGGCUGUUCCUGAGGCCGCGCUUCGACGUCAUGGAGAAUAUGCCAUACACGAUACCUUUCAUGAAGCGUGUGCACCUUUUCCGGGAAUUCGUCAAGACAGAUAAGGUGCUCCGCAGAUUUGGACAUGAAGAGGCAGAAUAUUGGCGCCAUGCUGUUCAUUCUCAUGCAAAUGGCGCAAGCCUACUUGAGCGACAAAGGGCGAGUAUCAGGCGCGGGCACGAAAUGAAGGAUGCUUUUGAGCAAUUUUACCAGAUCGGUGAUUCGCUAAAAGAGCCUAUUCAGAUCGUCUUCCUUGACAGUUUUGGUACAGUUGAAGCUGGUAUCGACGGUGGCGGAGUCACUAAAGAGUUCCUCACGUCUUUGGCCACCCAGAUUGAAAAGUACGAGUCCUUGGAUAUGUUUGUUGAGAAUGAGCAGAACCUGAUCUACCCGAACCCCUCUGCUAUCGAUGAUAUCAAGGAGACAUACCCAUACGAGCCGAGGCAGGUGGAUGAAACGUUAAAGAAGUUUGAAUUUGUUGGCAGAGUUAUAGGGAAAUGCCUCUACGAGGAAAUCCUUGUCGACUUGAACUUUGCACCAUUCUUCCUUCAAAAGUGGUCUCUCUGCGACGAGACGGGUGCUCCACUGAAAGAAUCCGGCUUUCGUGCCACCCUCGACGACCUCCGCUAUUACGAUGAAGACCUCUACCGGGGUCUCCUGAGCCUCAAGAACUACGGCGGCGAUGUUGAGUCCGACUAUAAUAUUGACUUCACGACGAUUGACACUGCAAAGAACUUAGAUACUGGAGAGGUGCGCAACAUCAGCCGGCCCCUUCGGCCCGAUGGCGCAAAUGUCAAAGUUACAUCGGAAAACCGUCUUUUCUACGUCUUCGCCACAGCUCGUCACCGCCUUGUCCUCCAGCCCAGUCGGCAGACGAACGCUUUCCUCCGCGGGCUGUCGAGCAUGAUCAAGCCUCAAUGGCUGCGCAUGUUCAACCAGAACGAAGUUCAGACUCUACUUUCGGGCACCACUGCCCCACUCGACCUCAACGACCUGCGAAGGAAUAUAUCCUACUCUGGUGUCUAUCAGAUCGGCACCGAUGGGCUUGAACACCCAACCAUUCAACAUUUCUGGCGCGUCAUGGAAAGCUUAGACGAGCAGGACAAGCGUGCGGUGAUCAAGUUCGUCACCAGCACACCACGAGCUCCGCUGUUGGGCUUCGGGCAAUUGAACCCUCCGUUCACGAUCAGAGACAGUGGCCGGGACGAGGUGAGACUGCCGACGUCGAGCACGUGCGUCAAUCUACUGAAGCUGCCGAUGUACUCGAGCUUCGAGGUGUUGAGGGAAAAGCUGCUGUACGCAGUCAGUGCGGGAGCCGGGUUCGAUCUUUCAUGAAUGGAAUUCACUAUCCAUCGCCCGGGGAAUCAUAAUGUAUGAGACAAUCAAUGAGCAACGCGUAGAUGUGGUUGGUGAUCCGCUCGAGAUAUUCAUGACGUGUCUGUCUCCCUGGACUGCGGACAUGUUAGGUCAAUGUGCCAAUCGCGGCUGAUAGACUUCAGAUACAAAAUCUGUAUAGAAAAACGAAGUAAUGCUUCCAUGCAACCGCGUCGCAGACGAACUGCAGGAUCAAAACACCAAAGUACUUGAAUGGCCGUGCUGAUACUCUUACGACCUGUGGUGUAGAUCACUUGGCUAACACGUUACAGUGUGUAGAGAACGGGUAAGGGGACCUUGAAUUGCUAGGUGAUAUCAAUCGAAAACGCACAGAGCAGAGCAAGAAGGUACUUUACUGCUCAUAGUGAGGUUAUAUAUACGU